Messenger RNA from Armigeres subalbatus, 1488 nucleotides. Its product is annotated as transcription factor E4F1-like. The record is from RefSeq and is a predicted model, not a curated record. Lineage: Eukaryota; Metazoa; Arthropoda; Insecta; Diptera; Culicidae. Gene Ontology annotation, molecular function: DNA-binding transcription factor activity; RNA polymerase II cis-regulatory region sequence-specific DNA binding; zinc ion binding. Gene Ontology annotation, cellular component: nucleus. Gene Ontology annotation, biological process: regulation of transcription by RNA polymerase II. The transcript is spliced from 3 exons. The coding region runs from base 412 to 1344 and encodes 310 amino acids.
AUCAGAAAGGAAUCGAAGGCUAGAUUAGUUGCCCAACAAAAAUGUAAAGUUCAUGUCUCAUAUGUCUUGAUAUGCAAUUUAACGAUAAUCUUUUAUCGACAGAAAUUAUAAUGAUGCUUUAAAUCGAAAAGCAUUGAACUCACUAAAAAUAAUCUAAAUAGCUUUCCUCAUUUCUCCGUGUAGUCACGCAUUAGGAUUUCUGCUAGCGUGUACGCACACGCACAUUUCAUUCACACUUUUACUCAGUUUGUUUGCAACCACGAGCAGCUGUCACGGCAAAAUCAAAUGGGAUUGUUUGCAACCACGAACCGUGCGUUCGUGUUGGUGAGAAAUGUCGGUAAGACCCUAAUUGUUGCUGUAUACCUGAGAUCUGUAUACUUAUGACAACAGAUAUAGCUUGAACGGAAUGCCAUGGAAAACACUUGCAAUUUCUGUGCCUAUAAAGACCAACAUGUUGUGGAACUCACUGAAAGCCCAAUCGUGCACGAACUAUCUAUUCUGGACAUAGCAGCAAAACAUUUCUGGUUCACUAACAAUGAACUUAAAUCGUUUUACAUCUGUGACUCCUGUCGGAACAAGCUGCUGGAAUUCCAUCAGUUCUAUAACCAAGUGGAAAAAAUAUACUCUGCUGAUCCUGAAGCUGACCAAAUCAAAUUAGAACCGAAUGCGGUUGAGACUGAUGCGAAUCAUACUGAGAUAGAUAUCACCAAUAUCAAAUUGGAAACGAACGAUAACGAUGACAAACAAGUUAUCGAAACCGACGUUGGAAGCGAUGGCCCCGAAGAAAACGACUGUCCUGAAAUGGACAAUAAGGAAGGUUUAGCAAAAGGAUUCUACCGUCGGGUUUCCGAUGAGGAUAUUCGUCUCUUCUGUCAGCUAAAGUGCCAAAUCUGCUCCGAAGAAUUCGACAAUUUUGCCAUCCUAAAGCUUCACUCCCACAAAGUCCACAACAAGAAGAGCUUCGUGGACUGCUGUGGCAAUCGGUACCGUGAAAUCGCCCGCCUGCAGGAGCACAUUCUUCUCCACAUCGAUCCGAGCAUUUUUCGCUGCAAAGUGUGUGACCUGGCUGUAAGUUCGCGGCGCAGUCUAUUACGGCACCGGGACCGUGUGCACUUAUCGGAAAACGUCAAACCAUUCCAGUGCAAGAUGUGCCCCAAACGGUACGCCAAACAGUACCUGUUGAAUGUCCAUUUGAAGUACAGUCACCUAACAAAAAACAGAAUCAAACGAAUCGUAGAUCAUCAAUGCUUGCACUGUUCGAAGGAGUUCAAAUUACAAAAGGCGCUUGCGAACCAUCUUCAAAAAGUUCACCAUGUGGAUCAAAAUCAGUUCAUUUGUGGAUAAUGAUUUGUGCUUUUAUAAAGUAAAUGUUAUUAUUUGAAGUAACUGCAAACUAUUCUCAUGAUUAUCGUUAUUUUAAGCAACAGUGAUUAUGUACACCAGAAGGCUGCUUUUUAUCCGGAUAGAUAUUUAAUUAAUUUUUCAGUA